CCCCUCGGCUUCCUCGCUCGCUGGUUCGCUCCGGGUCUCCGUCUCCCUCCACGGUCAGCUCCUCGUGUGAUCUCGUCGCGUGGUUAGCAGGGAAACCCAGAGGUGGAAAGAAGCUAACCCGGUGAAGACUCUGAAGGAAUCUGAGCCACCUGCACUCCGAUCUGCCAUCUGAAGGACGCGGAGGAAGCCCCGAAUCGGGGAAUUUCGUCCUUCCGGCACGCCCGCCCUGACGUGAGUUCUCUCUCCCCCAAGAGCUGUGAUCCGAUUUCGUGGGUUCAUUUGCCUGAUGCGUCCAUUCCCGCGGUAGAGAUCUUGUGUCCAUCUAUUUCGAUUUUCGUAGCCCAUCGAUUUGUUCCUUAAAAGGCCUCUCCUUUUUAUCCACCACUACCACCCUUGAUGAAUCCGGGGGAAAAAAGGGUGGGUGGGGAUCCUUUUGAUCUUUUGACAACGGAGGUCGGAUCCUAGGAUAGGAAGUAGGAAUGGGGUUUUGCCGUACGGAGACGACGUUUCUUUCUUGAAAUGUUGCAACAUGCCACCAGAAUGGGUUGGUGUCGUGGCGUGUGAUGCGCUGAUACGACUUGUCCGGAAUUAAAAUGUUCUCGCCGUCGCAGCUGCACUCCACGAAUCCUGUUGUGGUAUAUCAGUUUUUUUUAGUCUAUCUAUCUACCACUCACUCUCGAGUGUUUUGAGCUCUUCUCAUACUCGAUUUUCCCCCCCUUCAAAUCUUCAUCCCUUUCCUCCUCCCGACGCGCCGCCGCCCCGUAGGGUCUCCCGUUCCUAUCGUCUGCCUUGCCUACCUCCCGCAAUUUCUUCUAAGGCCGCGGGAGAUGGUGAAGAAGAGAAGGGAAGAAUCGGGUGUUGGAAGACUGGAGUGAGACGUAGGCUUUCUGUUUUUUUUCUUCUUUUUACUCUCAGAGUCACCGUCUCGUGUGUUCAAUCGUGAUGAGCUGUACUUACUUGGAAUUGAUCUCUUAACUAUAUCAUAUGUCGCUAUGUCUCCUCUGCUAUUUCACACGCUUUCACAGCUACUAGCAUCCUUCUCUUGGCGCAGGUGCAAAUCGGCGAUUGCUUUUUUUUGUGUGUGUGUAGGCACACUGUUCUAUCAGUGAGAAAUUUGCCAUUAUAGAAGUCCUCAGACGCGGCUUCGACGAUUUGGAGGCGUAGACGAGGGAUUCGCUGUUAUAAAAAACUAGGGACUACCCACACUCCAAAAUGAACAUGACCACGCCAUUACAAGGCACGCACCCUAGCAGCCACCGUCGUCUUGCUCCGUCCUCCGCUCGCCAGGUCUCGACGCGCGCGCAGACUCUGCCUCGGCGUGCCGCUGCCGUGCCCCGUCUAAGAGCUGCCGCUCCGGACGCCACGGACGCGGCGGCGGCCCUCAUGGUCGCGCGCGCCGAGGCCGGGGACUUCGCGGAGGCCUGGUCCCUCUGGGCGCAGCUCCUGCACAGCUCCGCCGCGCCGUGCCUGCCCGCCGUGGCGCCGCGCCUUCUGCCGGCGUACGCGCGCCUGGGCCGCUUCGACGAGAUCCUCCUCGCAGUGCGCGAGCUCUCGGCGCGGGACCGCGGCGCGGCACGCACGCUCUACCCGCUCGCCGUCUCCUGCCUCGGCGCCGCGGGCGAGCUGGCGCGCAUGGAGGACGCCGUCCUAGAAAUGGGCCGCCUUGGCCUCCGCGUCGACUCCGCGACCGGGGACGCCUUCGUCCGGGCCUACGCGGCCGCCGGAACCAUCCCGCAGAUGGAGGCGGCCUACCGCCGGCACAGGAAGUCCGGGCUGCUCAUCACCCGUGGCGCCAUCCGCGCCGUCGCGUCCGCGUACAUCUCCCGACAGAAGUACUACAGGCUCGGCGCGUUCGCGGCGGACGCCGGCCUCCGCCGGCGCGACGUCGGCAACCUGCUCUGGAACCUCUACCUCCUCUCCUCCGCGGCCAACUUCAAGAUGAAGUCCCUGCAGCGCGCGUUCCUGGAGAUGGUGGCCGCCGGGUUUCGGCCGGACCUCACCACCUUCAACAUCCGCGCCGCGGCCUUCUCCAAGAUGUGCAUGUUCUGGGACCUCCACCUCAGCGCCGACCACAUGCACCGCGACGGCGUCGCGCCGGACCUCGUCACUCACGGCUGCUUCGUCGACGCCUACCUCGAGCGCCGCCUCGCGCGGAACCUCACGUUCGCGUUCGACCGCCUCGACGGCGACGCCAAGCCCGUCGUGGCUACGGACCCCAUCGUGUUCGAGGCGUUCGGCAAGGGCGGCUUCCACGCCAGCUCCGAGGUGCUGCUGGAGACCGCCGGCGGGAAGGGGCGCUGGACGUACUACAAGCUGCUCGGCGUCUACCUCAGGAAGCAGCAUAGGAGAAACCAAGUUUUCUGGAACUACUGAUGCUAAUCAGUUCAGCGACUAGGGUAGUGCUUACAUUGUAAUUUUUAGUGAUUAAAAUGUGCUUGCCAUUGCCAGCAACUCCAUAUAUCUAGGAGCUUGCAACAGACAUACCAAGACUGGAAGAUGAUUUAUACUCGCAUCAAUAGUUCUGUGCACUGAUUCUGAAA
Messenger RNA from Zea mays, 2540 nucleotides. RefSeq lists its product as uncharacterized. The transcript is spliced from 2 exons. Gene Ontology annotation, molecular function: protein binding. NCBI's taxonomy places the organism in Eukaryota, Viridiplantae, Streptophyta, Magnoliopsida, Poales, Poaceae. Bases 1213 to 2373 code for a protein of 386 amino acids. The record is from RefSeq and is a predicted model, not a curated record.